Molecule: messenger RNA, 1855 nt
Organism: Epinephelus moara (kelp grouper)
Lineage: Eukaryota; Metazoa; Chordata; Actinopteri; Perciformes; Serranidae
Gene: rbfox1l
Product: RNA binding fox-1 homolog 1, like
Exons: 12
Coding region: 333-1484 (383 amino acids)
Biological process (GO): regulation of alternative mRNA splicing, via spliceosome; nervous system development
Cellular component (GO): nucleus; cytoplasm
Molecular function (GO): mRNA binding
Source: RefSeq, a predicted model, not a curated record
CUGAUGGACACACAGAAGCCCACUUGCUUUCUCUUUCACUGCUCUAUAUCCUGUCUUUUCUGGACAGGACUUCGGUUGUUUUGUGGACUUUCCCUGUGUUUUCCCCUUUGACUCAUUUCUGAGGUUAAAUAGAGUCUUAACCUUCGUCCCCCACGCCUCACCCUCUUGGAUCUGUUCUCCUGUUGGGAUUUUUUUCUUCUUCUUCUUUUUUCUCCAGCCUGAUCGCCUGCUCUCCUGUGUGCAUAUCAACCCUCUCCUUUUCCCCUGCUCUCCUUCUCCUUUUCCUCCCAUCUUCCACCAUUCCCUGUCUUCUUGUGUGUGUUUUUUGGGCUAUGCUCUCCUCACCCACUGUGAUUCUCCAGCCUUAUGGACUCCCUGUCUACCCACAGACAACCACAUGCUACCCCAGCAUAGUUCAGGGAGGCCCCAAUCAGGAGGCCGGCCCUGGCAGCGGCGACCCCGCCCUGCCUCAGGUCUACGCCCCUCCUCCCUCCUACCCACCACCAGGUCAAGGUCCGCCAACAUCUGCGGGCAGACUGCCACCUCUUGACUUCACUUCUGCACACCCCAGUUCAGAGUACCCCGAACAUCCCCAACUCAGAGUGUAUCAGGGCCCUCAGCUCGACGGGGCGGACACUCUGACGUCCAGCAACACGGAGGAUGUGUUGGCCCCUGUGACCUCUGACCCCCAGUCUUUGAGCGUGUCCGUGUCAUCAGGGGGUGGAGCAGGAAGUGGAAGUGACGAGGAGGGGUCAGGUAAGGCCCAACCGAAACGCCUCCAUGUCUCCAACAUCCCGUUUCGUUUCAGAGACCCAGACCUGCGCCAGAUGUUUGGGCAAUUUGGGAAGAUCCUUGAUGUAGAAAUUAUCUUCAAUGAGAGGGGGUCUAAGGGCUUUGGGUUUGUCACCUUUGAGAGUGCAGCUGAGGCUGACAGAGCAAGAGAAAAGCUAAAUGGGACGAUUGUGGAGGGGAGAAAGAUCGAGGUUAAUAAUGCUACCGCAAGAGUCGUUACCAAGAAGCCCCAGACGCCUCUUGUGAAUGGCGAAAUUUCAACUUCUGGAUGGAAGAUCAACCCCGUCAUGGGGGCGAUGUACGCACCUGAACUCUACACAGUUGCCAGUUUCCCGUAUCCUGUAGCAACUCCCACCUUGGCCUACCGGGGCUCUGCGCUGCGUGGUCGAGGCCGAGCCGUCUACAACACGAUUCGCUCUGCUGCAGCCACACCUGCUGCUGUCCCCGCCUACCCCGGGGUGGUAUAUCAGGAUGGACUGUAUGGAGCAGAAGUCUAUGGUGGCUAUCCUGCAGCUUACAGAGUGGCUCAGUCAGCGUCUGCUGCCACAGCAACCUACAGUGACGGAUACGGACGGGUCUACGCCACAGCUGCGGAUCCCUACCACCACUCAGUCGGACCAACAACGACAUAUGGAGUUGGUACAAUGGCCAGUUUGUACAGAGGAGGAUAUAACCGCUUCACCCCGUACUGAGCCGCCCACCAGGAGGCCUGAGGGGGGACGUCUCUUACGAACUCUGGGAUUGGCUGAUCCAUGGACGCUGCAGGACAGAUUGUGAGAUCCUUGGAAAUGUAAAAGUGGUUUUACUUCCUGCCUCCAUCACAAGCGCUCCUCAAGACAUUAAACAGACUGAAGUUGUAAAUAGUUUAGGACCCAUUUUCUGUCCAUCCUACCGAUGAAUACCUAGCACCUGGGAGAGGAUGUUGUGUAAUAUAUAGACAGUUGCUUAAAACUUUUAAAGGAGUAUUGUUUUAUGAAUUUAAAGAUGUUGGCUAACACUACAGGAGCUGGUGAAAUAUACUGUGAGAAUGAUUUUUUUUUUUUUUUUUUUUUGAGUAAUAUAU